AUGAUAAAGAGAGAUUCCCAAUGUAAUUUGCUUUUCAAAAUUGUUCUGAUAGGAGAUUCAGGUGUUGGAAAAACGAAUUUGCGUUCGCGUUUUACCAACGACCAAUUCAAUCUAGACAGUAAAAGUACAAUUGGUGUUGACUUCGCUACAAAGAAUGUCACAAUAGAUGGAAAAGUCGUGAAGGCCCAGAUAUGGGACACAGCCGGCCAGGAAAGAUAUCGCGCCAUAACAUCUGCUUAUUAUCGUGGAGCUGUUGGUGCAUUAUUAGUUUAUGAUAUAUCAAAACGGAAUACUUUUACAAAUUUAAAUCGUUGGUUAAAUGAAUUGAAAGAAUAUGCUUCAAAUGAUGUUGUCAUUAUGUUAGUUGGUAAUAAAUGUGAUCUAAAACAUUUACGUUGUACAAUAACAGAGGAUGGAAAACGAUUUGCUGAAGAACAUGGUAUGUCAUUUAUGGAGACUUCAGCAUUGGAUGCAUUCAAUGUUGAUGAAGCAUUUUAUCAAACACUUAAAACUAUUUACAAUGUGGUCAGUAGUUAUCCAUCAUUUGAUGAAGAAGAGUCGAAAAUUGUACCAACUAAUAAUCUACCUGUGGAGAAACCUAAUUUAAAAGAACCUCAAAGGCAAAAAUUCUGUUGUAUAUAG
Messenger RNA from Heterobilharzia americana, 642 nucleotides. Lineage: Eukaryota; Metazoa; Platyhelminthes; Trematoda; Strigeidida; Schistosomatidae. The record is from the annotation of a GenBank genome assembly.